Molecule: messenger RNA, 2400 nt
Organism: Helicoverpa armigera (cotton bollworm)
Lineage: Eukaryota; Metazoa; Arthropoda; Insecta; Lepidoptera; Noctuidae
Product: cytochrome P450 6B7-like
Exons: 2
Coding region: 49-1563 (504 amino acids)
Molecular function (GO): oxidoreductase activity, acting on paired donors, with incorporation or reduction of molecular oxygen; heme binding; monooxygenase activity
Source: RefSeq, a predicted model, not a curated record
UACUAUUCAUAACAAGGUCAUCAACGGUUGUGUAAACAGCUCCUCAAAAUGUGGGUCUUAUAUCUACCGGCAGUGCUAUCAGUGUUAAUCGUUACCCUUUAUUUAUAUUUUACAAGAACAUUUAACUAUUGGAAGAAACGAAAUGUUCGUGGGCCGGAACCAACUGUAUUCUUCGGGAACUUGAAGGAUUCAACCCUUCGCAAGAAAAAUAUAGGAAUAGUGAUGGAAGAAAUUUACAACCAGUUUCCGGAUGAAAAGGUGGUUGGAAUGUAUAGAAUGACCACACCCUGCCUACUGGUACGUGAUCUGGAUGUGAUUAAACAUAUUAUGAUUAAAGACUUUGAAGCGUUCCGUGAUCGCGGUGUGGAAUUUAGCAAAGAAGGAUUGGGACAAAACUUGUUCCAUGCUGAUGGAGAAACGUGGAGAGCCUUAAGAAACAGAUUUACACCUAUUUUCACAUCUGGUAAAUUGAAAAAUAUGUUCUAUCUUAUGCAUGAAGGUGCUGAUAACUUUAUUGACCACGUGAGCAAAGAGUGUGAAAAGAAACAAGAGUUUGAAGUUCACUCCCUUCUCCAGACAUACACCAUGUCUACGAUCUCAUCAUGUGCUUUCGGAGUGAGUUAUAACAGCAUCAGCGAUAAAGUUCAGACUCUAGAAAUUGUAGACAAGAUUAUUUCAGAACCAAGUUACGCUAUAGAAUUGGAUUAUAUGUAUCCUAAAUUAUUGGCAAAACUCAAUCUUUCAAUUAUCCCGACUCCUGUACAACAUUUCUUCAAAAGUCUUGUGGACAGCAUUAUUAGCCAAAGAAAUGGCAAACCUGCAGGCCGCAACGAUUUUAUGGAUCUUAUAUUAGAGCUCCGUCAAAUGGGAGAGGUAACUAGUAACAAAUAUCUUGAUGGAGUAACAUCACUUGAAAUUACUGACGAAGUUAUAUGUGCCCAAGCUUUUGUAUUUUACGUUGCUGGAUAUGAAACCAGUGCAACCACAAUGUCCUACUUGAUAUACCAACUCUCACUUAAUCAAGACGUCCAAAACAAGUUGAUAGCUGAAGUAGAUGAAGCAAUAAAAGCUAGUGAUGGAAAAGUAACAUACGACACCGUGAAGGAAAUGAAAUACUUGAACAAAGUCUUUGACGAAACUCUUCGUAUGUACUCUAUAGUAGAACCACUGCAAAGAAAAGCUACAAGAGACUACCAAAUUCCUGGAACUGAUGUCGUCAUUGAAAAGGACACCAUGGUAUUAAUAUCUCCAAGAGGCAUUCACUAUGACCCGAAAUAUUACGACAACCCUAAACAAUUCAACCCUGAUAGAUUCGAUGUGGAGGAAGUGGGCAAGCGUCACCCGUGCGCGUACUUACCAUUCGGACUUGGACAAAGGAAUUGCAUAGGCAUGCGGUUUGGCAGACUUCAGUCUCUACUAUGCAUCACGAAGAUUUUAUCCAAGUUUAGAAUAGAGCCAUCGAAAAAUACCGACAGAAACUUGCAAGUUGAACCACGCCGAGUUAUUAUUGGACCGAAAGGAGGAAUACGUGUAAACAUUGUUCCUAGAAAGAUUGUAUCUUAAUUAUUUGCUUUUGGAUGAGACCUCUUGUUAACGACAACGGACCAUGAACUGAUUUUUUAUAAAGGGUGACGGGCCGAUGCGCAGUUUGCAAAAGUAAAACAAAGACGUAAAAAACGACGUGUUUUGAAGCAACGUUUUGUUGCAAUGGAUAUCAGCCCGUUUCGUUAACAAACGCCUACGAAAAACUACGCUACACCCCGUCGCCCGGCAUAAAAAUCGGACCGUUCGGUCGUCCGCUGCCGUCAACAAGAGGCCUGAUGGUGUUACAAGUUAUUGCUAUUUCUAUUCAAUAUUAUCGGUAGUGGAAAAAUUUUCUUCAAAUGUAUAUAUAACUUACUUAAGUAAUUAAUUAGAAGAUUUUUUGACUUACUAACUUUUAACUUAUUAGACUAAUGACUGAUUAUUAUAAUAAACAUAACAUGGCAAUUUACGGAUAGGUACUAGUCUAUUACAUUCGUAACUAUGGCACGUCGGCUUCAAUUUUUUUUUAACUAAUUUGUGUAUCAAAGAUUUAUAACUUACUACCUAUUUGGUACCUAAUAUUUUAUUCAAAAAUUAUACGAUUCACUUUUGAAUUUGAAGUAUACUAGUGUAAACAUAAGUAUUGCUACAAUUCGUUACUUAUUGUAAUAAUAAGCGGCAAGUUAUUUAGUAACCUGAAUGCCAUACUAGCUGACGUGGAAAAUAAUGCCUAAUUGCCUUUUCGUACUAUAUUUUAUUUUAUAAAAAAAAAUACUUUUAAAUAAUUAAUGUAUAUAGGGAAAUCAAUUUUGUUGUAUUUUGUAUCAAGCAUUGUUACUGUUAUUCACAUUGAAAUAAAUACUAUGAAUUGAUAAA